AGCUCCGCUGCCAUCUUCUCAGGGGGCGCCUGUGUCCGUGCAGGUCUCCGUCGCACCGGGGCAGCACACGCUUGGGGCACGCUCAGCAUGGCAGCAAUCAGCUAGCGAGGCGCGGUCAGCAUGGCGCUCAGCGAGGAGACGGACAGGCAGGCGCUGGAGGCGUUCCUCAUGGCCGACCCAGCGGUGAAUCUAUACGCGAUUGGCGACUUGGACCCGACCUGCUGGGGCGACUGCGUCUGGCACGGCCUGCGCGAGGAGGGUGACCCUGACGGCAGCGGCGGCACGGCACUGCGGGCGGUGGCGCUGCUCUACCGUGGCCUGGCGGUGCCGGUGCUGCAGCUGCUGGCCGACCCUCGCGACCCCGCCGCGGUGCGCGCGGCGGAGCGGCUGCUCUCGCUGCUGGGCGAGGCGGCGGUGGAGCGGCUGCCGGCAGGCGCGUUCGAGGCACACCUCAAUCCUGGGAUGGAUCGAAUCCUGCGCAGCGCGGGCUUCAGGGUCACGUCGAGGCCACACCUGCGGAUGGCGAUGGGCGCCGCUGAUCUUGCACAGUUCCUCGCGGACCCACCGCCGGUGCGGGGUUGCGGAGGCGAGGCGCAGCGACUGACGCCGGCGGACGCGGAGGCGUGCAUGGACCUCUGUCGGACACUCGAGCGGUCGUGGUUUGAGCCGCAGUGCCUCGACAGUGGCGUGUAUUAUGGCAUUUACGGUGGCGGUGGCGGUGCCGACGGUGAAGGCGGCGGCGGCGGGAGGACACUGCUGGCGAUGGGCGGGACGCACGUGGCCUCGUCCGACUACAAGGUGGCUGCGCUAGGCAAUGUUGCCACCCGCGCCACGCAGCGUCGGAAAGGCUAUGGCCGUGUGGUGACCCGCGCGCUGUGCCUCGCACUGGCGGAAGAGGGGUAUGAGACCGUCGGCUUGAACGUGACGACGGACAACGUUGCAGCGAUUGGGAUGUACGAGUCGUUGCGGUUUCGCGUCGUGAUGAAUUUCGUCGAGUGUGACGUCGACCGCUAGGUCGCGCCUGGAUGCAUGCCCUGGUUGGCCGGCACGUGCUUGUCUCUGCAGUAGACGUUGUCGGCUCCAGAUGGUGAGUCCACGCAUGGGCAGCACAACAUGUCAUGCAGAAUGCCAGGGACAUGGUGGCACUUUCAUCGCUAUUUUGGGCGUUGCGCCACGUGCUCGAAAUAUUGAGAUGUUACCCAGCAUGUGCCCCAAAGGGUGUGCUUCUAACAAUGAACGUUGUGCAGUCGGCUGAUCUGGACGUGCGGCGCGAGGGGCCCGUUUGGCCGAA
Molecule: messenger RNA, 1291 nt
Organism: Prorocentrum cordatum
Lineage: Eukaryota; Dinophyceae; Prorocentrales; Prorocentraceae
Source: the annotation of a GenBank genome assembly